AUUUUCUCUGGUCUUGCCACCCGCUCUCCCUCUCUCUGUUCCGUUCCUUCCACACGAAGAAAGAUUCCACGAAAUUUCCAAGCUUCAUUUGUAAAAUUUUGAUCUAUUUCGACGGUUUCUGUUCCACAAAAUCCCAAAAUACUGAAGAUUAUAUUAAUUAAUUAUAUAUACAUGAAUAUUUUUACAGAUUCACAGAGCUUGUUUUCAUGGUGUUUCGGGGGGUUUUCGACUAUAGGGUUUUGGAUGUAGUUCGCUUGAAACCCUAAUUCUUCGGUGUAAUGAGCUGCUUCAUUGGUGAAUGGAGGGACCGAGGCCUCAAUCUUGUUCACUGCGCAAAUUUAUAGCCUCCUUUAGAAACCCUAGCCGCUGCUUAUUCUUCUUGGGGGUCUUCUUCUUCGGCACAGUUGCAUUGGCUUCUGCUUCUGACGAAGGUUUCUCGAUCACUGACCUCGAUUUGAAUCUCUUUCACCAAGACUACUCCCCACCGGCACCUCCGCCUCCGCCUCCGCAUCCUCCGUCCGUCUCCUGUGAGUACGAUCUCAAGGGCAUCGGCUCGUUGGACACUACAUGCAAAUUAUACUCUGAUUUGGAGCUCGUCGAUGAUGUGUAUAUAGAAGGGAAGGGCAAUUUUUAUAUCCUUCCUGGAGUAAAUGUCUAUUGUUUGGUAUUAGGGUGUUCAAUUACUGUCAAUAUCACAGGCAAUUUUAGUUUGGGCGAGAAUGCGACGAUUGCAACAGGUACUUUCUCUCUUGCAUCAAAUAAUGCAAGUUUCCUUAAUGGUUCCAUAGUGAAUGCUACGGGUCUGGCGGGUGCGCCUCCGUCCCAGACCAGUGGGACACCACAAGGAGUUGAUGGCGCGGGCGGGGGGCAUGGGGGAAGAGGAGCAUGCUGUUUGACUGAUACGAAGAAGCUUCCAGAGGAUGUGUGGGGCGGGGAUGCAUACUCAUGGUCGACCCUGCAGAAACCGUGGAGUUACGGUAGUAAGGGUGGGACUACGAGUAAGGAGGUAGAUUUUGGUGGAGGUGGAGGUGGGCGUGUUAAGUUUGAGAUAUUGAGGUUUCUUGCUGUGGAUGGGAGUGUUUUGGCCGAUGGAGGUGAUGGGGGGAGCAAGGGUGGAGGUGGUUCUGGUGGCAGUGUCUUCAUCAAAGCUUAUAAGAUGACUGGAAGUGGCAGUAUAAGUGCUUGUGGAGGAAGUGGUUUUGCUGGUGGCGGUGGAGGAAGAGUGUCUGUUGAUGUUUUUAGUAGACAUGAUGAGCCAAAGAUCUUUGUUCAUGGGGGAAGUAGUUUUGGUUGUCCUGAAAACUCAGGUGCUGCUGGGACUUUCUAUGAUGCUGUUCCUCGAAGCCUUAUUGUUAGUAAUCACAACAUGUCAACAGAUACAGACACACUUCUUUUGGAGUUCCCUUAUCAGCCUCUUUGGACGAAUGUCUAUGUUCGAAAUCAUGCUAAAGCUGCUGUUCCUUUGCUCUGGAGUCGUGUCCAGGUCCAAGGACAAAUUAGUUUAUCCUGUGGUGGUGUUUUGAGCUUUGGGCUAGCUCAUUAUGCUUUAUCAGAGUUUGAGUUAUUGGCGGAAGAACUGUUAAUGAGUGACUCUAUAAUCAAGGUAUAUGGGGCUCUACGAAUGUCGGUAAAAAUGUUCUUGAUGUGGAAUUCAAAAAUGCUUAUAGAUGGUGGCGGCGAUGCAACUGUUGCAACUUCCUUGCUUGAGGCUAGUAAUCUGGUUGUUCUAAAGGAAUCAUCUGUCAUACACUCUAAUGCAAAUCUUGGUGUUCACGGACAAGGUUUAUUGAAUCUAUCUGGACCUGGAGAUUGGAUUGAGGCACAACGGCUGGUUCUUUCUCUGUUUUACAGUAUAUAUGUUGGUCCUGAAUCUGUUUUGCGCGGUCCCCUAGAAAAUGCAACAACUGAUGCUGUAACGCCAAAACUUUAUUGUGAACGCCAGGAUUGUCCUGCUGAACUGCUACAUCCACCUGAAGACUGCAAUGUCAACUCCUCACUAACCUUCACUCUUCAGAUUUGUCGAGUGGAAGAUAUUACUGUUGAAGGGCUGAUAAAGGGAUCCGUAGUUCACUUUCAUAGGGCAAGAACUGUAGCUGUCCUUUCCUCUGGAAUAAUAAGCACAUCUGGGAUGGGCUGUGCAGGUGGUAUAGGUAGAGGAAAAGUUCUAAGCAAUGGUCUUGGCAGUGGUGGUGGACAUGGUGGCAAAGGCGGAGAUGGACGUUUCAAUGGCAGCUGCGUUGAGGGAGGCGCGUCAUAUGGAAAUGCUGAUUUGCCUUGUGAACUUGGUAGUGGAAGUGGAAAUGACAGUUUUUCUGGUUCAACUGCAGGUGGUGGCAUCAUAGUAAUGGGUUCACUGGAGCAUCCGUUGUCAAGUUUGUCCAUUGAAGGUUCAGUUAGAGCCGAUGGAGAAAGUUCUGCAGGAAAUUCCAAGAAGAAAGGCUAUGUUAUCACAGAUGGUUUUAAUGGAGGUACUGGUGGUGGAUCCGGUGGAACCAUUCUUUUGUUUUUGCGUGCUCUGGAUCUUGGUGAAUUUUCUAGCCUUACCAGCGCUGGAGGACAUGGUAGUCCAUAUGGUGGUGGCGGGGGUGGCGGCGGCAGGAUUCACUUUCAUUGGUCAGAUAUUCCCACCGGGGAUGUGUACCAGCCUAUUGCUAAUGUGAAAGGGACCAUAAUUACUGGGGGAGGUUUGGGUAGAGACAAGGGUAUUGCAGGGGAAAAUGGAACUAUGACUGGAAAAGCCUGUCCGAAAGGACUUUAUGGUGUAUUUUGUGUGGAAUGUCCAGCUGGCACUUAUAAAAAUGUUAGCGGAUCUGAUAGAAUCCUUUGUCAUCUUUGCCCAGCUCAUGAGCUUCCCCAUCGUGCUGUUUAUAUUGCUGUUCGAGGUGGUAUUGCUGAGACUCCUUGUCCUUUCAAAUGCAUUUCAGACAGAUAUCACAUGCCACACUGUUAUACAGCUCUUGAAGAGUUGAUAUACACAUUUGGUGGGCCUUGGUUAUUUGGUCUUCUUCUCCUUGGCCUCCUCAUCCUGUUAGCUCUAGUGCUUAGUGUUGCACGAAUUAAAUUUGUUGGAGUUGAUGAAUUGCCAGGCCCAGCUCCGACUCAACAUGGUUCUCAAAUAGAUCACUCCUUCCCUUUCCUGGAGUCCCUGAAUGAGGUUCUGGAAACAAACAGAGCUGAGGAGUCCCAGAGUCAUGUGCAUAGGAUGUAUUUUAUGGGUCCUAAUACUUUCAGUGAACCUUGGCAUCUUCCUCACACUCCUCCAGAACAAGUGAAAGAGAUUGUAUAUGAGGGUGCAUUCAAUGGCUUUGUGGAUGAGAUUAAUGCAAUAGCCGCUUAUCAGUGGUGGGAGGGAUCAAUGUAUAGCAUUCUUUCUGUUCUUGCAUAUCCACUCGCAUGGUCUUGGCAACAAUGGCGACGGAAGAUCAAAUUACAACGGCUACGUGAAUUUGUUAGAUCAGAAUAUGACCAUGCUUGCUUACGUUCUUGCCGUUCUCGUGCUCUAUAUGAAGGGCUUAAGGUUGCAGCGACUUCUGAUCUAAUGCUUGCAUAUGUAGACUUCUUUCUUGGUGGUGAUGAAAAGAGAACUGAUCUUCCUCUUCGUCUUCAUCAAAGAUUCCCCAUCUCUCUACUUUUUGGGGGUGAUGGAAGUUACAUGGCUCCUUUCUCUCUUCACAAUGAUAAUAUUCUCACUAGCCUUAUGAGUCAGUCAGUCCCUCCUACAACUUGGUAUCGAUUGGUGGCUGGUUUGAAUGCACAUUUGCGCUUGGUUCGUUGUGGACGCCUAAGAGUAACAUUUCGGCCUGUUCUUAGAUGGCUUGAAACUCAUGCCAAUCCUGCUUUGAGGAUCCAUGGUGUGCGAGUUGAGCUUGCCUGGUUUCAGGCUACAGCUUGUGGUUACUGUCAAUAUGGACUUUUGUUGUCUGCUUUCGAAGAAAUUGAGCAAACAUGCACUGGAAGCACUGAUGCUACUGUACAAACUGUGCAAGAGUCUCGUGCAAGUAGCAUUCCGAGGGAAAAUCCAUAUAGUUUUCUGAGAAAGGAAACACUCUUAGAUCAAGCCCAGAGAAGUAAUGAAAAUGUUGUGCGGCGGAAAAGGGCAUACGGAGGGAUUUUAGACUCUAACAGCUUACAAAUGCUCGAAGAAAAAAGAGAGAUUUUUUACCCCAUCUCUUUUAUAGUUCACAACACCAAACCCGUUGGUCACCAGGAUCUUGUUGGUUUGGUCAUCUCAAUGCUACUUUUAGGAGAUUUUAGCUUAGUAUUGCUUACUUUGCUACAGUUAUAUUCCAUUUCAUUGGCGGACGUCUUCCUGGUUUUGUCCAUCUUACCUCUUGGCAUUCUACUUCCCUUCCCUGCUGGUAUCAAUGCUUUGUUCAGUCAUGGACCUAGGCGCUCUGCAGGUCUUGCACGUGUCUAUGCCCUGUGGAACAUUACAUCAUUAAUUAAUGUUGUGGUGGCAUUUAUUUGUGGAUAUGUUCACUAUAGUGCCCAGUCAUCAUCUAGUAAGAAGCUUCCCAACUUUCAGACGUGGAGUUUCAGCAUGGAUGAAAGUGAAUGGUGGAUUUUUCCUACUGGAUUGGUUGUGUGUAAAUUUAUCCAAUCCCGACUUAUCAAUUGGCAUGUUGCAAAUCUUGAGAUUCAUGAUCGAUCUUUGUAUAGUAACGACUUCGAGCUGUUCUGGCAGUCAUGAGAUCGUUCGCUCCCCAAGUCAACGUGUUCUUUUUGUUUUUGAUUUUUGUUUUACUUUACCCUCUUUUUUGUAUGUUGUUUUUUGAAUGUAGUGUAGGUGAGUGACACACACAAGCACCGUAAAGAAAAAGCAAAAUGAUAAAGAAAUAUAGAGGCAUUCCUUCCCUGUAAUUCCUUUUUGAACAUGUGCAGCCAUAGUUUGUCUUCUAAUGUAAAUAUCAAUUGGGGUAUUCCCCUGCUUUUAAGCAGUUGUGUUCCCUCUUCGUUCAA
Messenger RNA from Malania oleifera, 4959 nucleotides. RefSeq lists its product as uncharacterized. The record is from RefSeq and is a predicted model, not a curated record. Lineage: Eukaryota; Viridiplantae; Streptophyta; Magnoliopsida; Santalales; Ximeniaceae. The transcript has 22 exons. The coding region runs from base 299 to 4690 and encodes 1463 amino acids.